Dioszegia hungarica is the source of this 2940-nucleotide messenger RNA. RefSeq lists its product as uncharacterized. NCBI's taxonomy places the organism in Eukaryota, Fungi, Basidiomycota, Tremellomycetes, Tremellales, Bulleribasidiaceae. Gene Ontology annotation, molecular function: mRNA binding; metal ion binding. The transcript is spliced from 7 exons. The record is from RefSeq and is a predicted model, not a curated record. Bases 1 to 2940 code for a protein of 979 amino acids.
AUGUCCGCUUCAUCCACGACCCCACCACUCACUCCCGCCGAGCCCAGCACGCCUCCUCCCACCGGUCCAUCCGUUCGGAUCACCCUCCCCACCCCACCUUCGUUCGCCCGGCGUCAGCGGUCCGUCUCCACGUCUGUCCCCUCCCCUCCCAGCAAGCAGGCCUCCGAGGAGGAAAGCGGCGAAUCCACCUCGUCCGGCUCGGAGAACGCGGACGUUGUCUCGCCUUUCAAGAUUGUGGAAUGGAAAAAGUCGCACGGGCGAAGUGUGAGCUUCAACCUCCCUGCUAUCCUCUCGCCCAUCUCGCCGAGGGAUACCAGCCGGAACGUCAAAGAGCCCAGCGCCUCACCCGGGCUGUACCGCAUUCCUCAGAAGUCACCGGACUACGUCGAGUCAUCUACUGUGCCUCUAUCCGAAACGCCCGUCCUUGACGCUGGCGACAAGAAGCGUAGGGUGCCCCCUCGACCCCUCUCCCUCUCGCCCGCAUCUCAGCGGUUCGUCGGGCCCAUGACUGGCGUCUCCUCUACGACUCGCCAUGGACCCAUGACUGUCCCUGCGCACGGCAGUCGAUGGUCGUCUACUGCAGCUGCUCGGGGCUUGAGCAUCGCCCCCUCUUUGGCCAAACAGCGCCACUCUACCUCCUCGGCGUCCGCUCUCGGCUCCAUCUGGUCCGCCAAUCUCGCUGGGCUCGGGGCAUCAUCCGGCUGGAUCUCGCCUGCACUCGCUUCCGCCCGGUCUACUGGUGGAUCGUCGGCCCGUACGCGAGGCCUGACCGUCGCGGUUCUGAACAGCGGGAAAGAGGUCUUAAUCGAGACCUUGCCCACUCCUGGUCUGGGUCGGACCUUGUCUGACCGGUCCGACGUCAUCGCCGAAGAGAAGGAGGAGGAGAUGGAGAUGUUGAAGGAUGAGCUGGCCUCUCCGACACCAAAGCCCAAAGCCUCCUCUCCUGCUCCCAGCACUGCUCGUAGUCCUACAAAGAAGCCCAGAGAGAUCAUUCUUUGUCGGUACUAUCAUACCCCCGACCUGACCUGUACCUCCCGUCCCUGUCGAUUCGUGCACGACCUCGCAAGCGUCGGUAUCACCGAAGCGUCCAUCUCCGACUACAACAUGAAGUCACCCACCACCGCCAACCUCCCCUCGGCCGUACUUGACCGGCGCACGGGCGAUUCCCCUGACUUUACGAGCGGGACUUUUGCGGCGUAUCAAGCCGAGGCGCGGCGCAAGACGCUUACAGUCAAGGAUGUGGAUGAGAAGGGAAUUGUACCGGGCGAAAAGGUCGUGGUGGCGUCGGAGAAUGGGACGGAGGUGGAGGGGAUGGUCUUCUUGAUGAGCGGGGGAGGGAAGGGGCCAGCUGGGAGAGGCAAGGCAAAGUUUAAGACUGUUGCGUGCAAGGAAUACGCCGAGGGGCACUGCCCGUACGGCGCACACUGCUCUUUCAUCCACGACGAGCAGCCUUCUGUUGUGGCUCCUCCCAAGUCGGCGAUCCCCAAUCUCGGCCCCAUACUCUCCAAGCCCCUCGCAACAUCCACUGCCACUACCAAGGCGGAUCGCCGGCGCACAUUCGACCCGACCCUCCUCCGCGGAGCCGUCAAUGCCUGGCUUACCACACCCUCCUCCCCUGGGCCGAUCAACUUAUCGAUGGACCUCGACGCGGUCGAGCGCCACCAGCAGAACCUCUCUGCUUUCGCCCCACCAUAUCGAGAGACGCCUAUCGAGGUGAAUGUCGAGGGCAAGCUCAUCCCCACCACUCCCGGUCUCCCGAGCACAUCAGGCGUCUCGCGUGGAUCCGUCCCUGAGGUGCGAUUCAAGCUCGAGCCUGCCCCAGCCAUGGUCCGCGCCAAGAGCUCCGACUCCACCUCCAGCAAGCGCUCUGCAUGGUCCAAAGGUCCACCGGCACAUCUCAAGACCGUCACCAUUGACAGCUCGCCGAUCAUCCACCAGACCCUGGCCGUCCCCGUCUCGGCAACAUCCAUGUUCGGUACGGGUUCCGACCCCGCUACACCUUGGGACCCCGCUAUCCGCGCUCUACGGAUCGCCGAGGCCGAGGAAGAAGCGGCGCAGGAGAUCAAGCGAGAUCCCGAGUACCCACCCACCGCGAGCUACGCUACCGUCGCUCCCGACUACGUCUACACAUUUCCGGAUGGACCACAACUUGGACCCAUGUCAUACCCGUACAGCGCCCCGGCGUACCCGUGGGGCAUGCCGAUGAGUCCCGUCAAUGUGGCUGUGGGUGGCAUGUAUGAUCCCGCACCGCAGAUCCCGGGGGGACUGGGGGUGAUGUGGACCCCGACGGGUUGGGCCGUACAGGACGCAGCGAUGAAGAUGGCGCUGUUCCAGGCUGAGAAUGGUGAAGGGUGGCGCAAGGGACAAGCGAAGGGAGAGUAUCAGCCAAAGACUUACUGGCGGACGAAAAAGUGCAAGUUCUAUGCCGAGGGAAGCUGCCCACACGGCGACACUUGCACCUACAUUCACGAAGGACCAGUACCCCAAGAGUCCAAACCCAAGCGGUCUAGCAAGAAGAACCACCAGACCCAGCCCUGCAAAUUCUACAACUCGGCCGCAGGGUGCCUGAACAACGACAACGACUGCGCCUUUCUCCACACCCUCGUUGUACCCACUUCCGCUCAGCUCGUCGCUAAGCCUCGACCGUGGCGGACGCGUCCGUGUCGGCACUUCCAAGUCGGCCGGUGCCGCCUAGGCGACUCGUGUCACUUCGCGCACCAGUACGAUGGGACCGGAAUCGGAGGUAGGGAGGAGGGGGAUGGUGGGGUAAGCGAGGGAGGUCACGCGUUGACAGAGGAGAGUCUGCGUCGGUCUUUGGCGGAGAGUGGGAUGAGGGAGAGGGUGAGGGAUGAGGAUGAGGAUAGUGAGGAUGAUUUGGAGAUUGUGACUGAAGACACGUCCACUCUUUCUCCACCUCACAGUGUACGAGCGGUUUGGUAG